GGGGGAUUUGGACUAAGCAAAAGGUGUACGUGCGGGCAAGCAAUUGAGAGGCUGGUUUGGCCAGGGGAUCAGUCUGUGGUGCAGGGGCUUGCCUAGCGUCCGUUGUUCGUGCGGUGCCUGAUUGUGACCCUGAUUGUUGACGGGAGCUCCGGCCAACACUGGGGCCAACACUGGGGUUGGCUUCAACCGAAAGGAGACGGAAGAAGCUCUGCCAAGAUGGGCAAGUCUAAAGCACCUAAAACAGAGCCCACUGACGCGGAGCCGCCAACCAAAAGUGCCAAGACAGAGGCCAGUGCAGAUGGCGUCAACACUGCGUUUCCCGCAGCGCCGCUCUGGCGAAUUAUGCGUGGGCUCGUACCCAACAUGUUGAUUGCUUCGGAUGCACCCAUCCUCAUGUCCCAGGCUCUGGAAAUGUUUGUUGAGUAUUUGUCCAAAGCCGUGCACAAAGCCGAGCCGAACAUGUUGAUGCAGUAUGAUGAUGUGGCCAAGGCUGUAGCAGGCGAUGCCCAGCUCUCUUUCUUGCGAGACAUGAUCCCGCAGCGUGUGGCUUACGGCAAGGUUGCCAAGGACUUGGCGCGACAGCGCCGCAAGGACGCCGGCUUGGUCCAACUCAAGAAGGCACUCAAGGCUGGAAUGGAAAAUGCUGCUCCAAAGGGCAAGGCUGACCGAAAGACCAAGAAAUCUGCCGACGAAAAUGAUGAAGACGAGGGCGAGGAUGAGGAGGAUGAGGAGGAUGAGGAUGCGGAAGAUGCGGAAGAUGGUGACGAUGCGGAGGAUGAUGAGGACGACGAGGAUGGUGAGGAGGACGAGGAUGGUGAGGACAACGAGGACGACGCAGCUUCUGCCUCAACGAGCGCGGCAGAAGAAGAAGAGGAAGAGGAAGAGGAAGAGGAAGAAGAAGCAGAGGAUGACAAUGAGGAGGACGAAGAUGAACAAGGAGAAGCAAGCGGCGAUUCAGACUCUGGUGACGAACUUUCAUCGAGUGGUGAAGCAGGUCAAGAUCAGAAUUCUGACGCAGCCGAGUGACUGUACACCAAAAAGUACGGCGGUGCCGUUCAAGAUGUUGUAACUCCUUCAAAAUAAAAUCGAAU
Molecule: messenger RNA, 1091 nt
Organism: Monosiga brevicollis MX1
Lineage: Eukaryota; Choanoflagellata; Craspedida; Salpingoecidae
Exons: 5
Coding region: 217-1026 (269 amino acids)
Molecular function (GO): protein heterodimerization activity
Source: RefSeq, a predicted model, not a curated record